This is a messenger RNA of Haemonchus placei, 1221 nucleotides long. The record is from the annotation of a GenBank genome assembly. NCBI's taxonomy places the organism in Eukaryota, Metazoa, Nematoda, Chromadorea, Rhabditida, Trichostrongylidae.
AUGACUGCUCAUAGUGCAAGUGCAUCGUCCUUCGUUCAAUCACUACCUCCAAGGAUAGAGCCACAAUAUGUCAGAAUUGUUGGCGAUUCAGUGGGUGUUGUUAAUCUUACGCCAGCCGCCCUACAAUGUCUUGCUGAUAAACUGACACAAGUGUUGUCUCGUUGCUCAAUCCUAGCCCACAAGAUUACUCUACAUGGUCGACGAAGGACUAUGAAGGUGGAAGAUGUGCAGCAUGCUCUUCGAGAACUGAGUAUUCCGAUGCCUAUCGGUGCUUUAACUCGCUCACAGCCCUCUAUGAGACAGCUUCGCAUGCCGGGAGGGGAACAACUCUAUGUACGAGAAGAUGUUGACGUUGAUGUCCAGUCUAUUUCGCAACACUCACAAGCAAAAGUUCCGGUAAAAAGGCACAUUAGAGUUCACUGGAUACGAGUAGACAGUGAGGAAGAACCACCUCAAGAGAAGAAAGCCAAAAAGGCCAGUCAAGCAAGUGUUUGGAGAUUCCAACGAGUGUUUCUUCAGGAGCAGCAGAUUUAUCUCAAGGAGAUUGUUGAGGCGUGUGUAGGCCAAGAUGAUCGCAGAAGACAGCAAGCCUUGCAAUCGUUAGAAAGGGACACCGGCAUCCAGGAGCUAUUACCACGAUUAUCGCGCUUGAUACAUACUUCCGUGCGUUGCAACAUAGUUCACCGCUGCCUUUCAAUGUUAAUUUAUGUUGUAAGAAUGAUGAGGUCAAUUGCUGUCAAUAAAUCGGUGAAACUUGAUGGAGUGCUCCACGAAUUUCUGCCAUCCCUGAUGAGUUGCAUGUUGGGACGAGUUUUAUGCACUAGACCUGAUUCCGACAAUCAUUGGGCAUUGCGAGAUUUCGCUGGCAAGACUUUGAUUACCAUAAUAAAAGAUCACGGAACCAAAGAGACCAGGCGUCGUUCAUUUCGUGCAGUAAAGCGAAUUUUUGACGAACCCUCAUCAAGUUAUUCAAUGAUAUAUGGGACUAUCACCACUCUUCUAGAAUUUGCGUCUCCAGUAGAGCUUAUCCGGUUACACCCUCGCUUCAUGGUGCUGCUAGAACGAACUCGUACAGCAGCAGCGACUAGCGCUGAUCAACAAGAACGUAUUGAAGCUCAUAAGUUGCAUGCUGCACUCACGAAACAUGAACCCGCGCUGCGUCGACUCAUCAAGCAGGCAGCACUAGCAUCUAAGAAAGAUCAUUCAAAAGCAUAUGUUUGA